GUCUCUUUCUCACGAAGGGCACUUGAUAAAAAGGCCAAAACGAAGAACGGAGAAUAGGGAAACAUGGAAAUCAACGAUCACGCCUACACGAGCACCACUUUUAAUACGUUCAGCCCCGCGGAGUUCUCAUAUAAAAUGAGUGCAAAAGAAGUCGAAGACUUUGUGAAGCUGAGGGUUUCAAAUACUUAUCUCUUCUCAGGGAGGAGAAACACUUCCAUGUGGGCAUGGAGAGCCAUCCUGAAACAAAUGGGCUUGCAGCACAAGAUGACCCAUUGUCAAGCAUCCAAAAAAUGGGAAAACAUGAAGAAGAGAUACAAGGGGCUGAAGAACCCGUCAGACGGAAUGAAAGUGUUCCCUGACGCGUGGCCUUAUUUCAACCUGAUGGACGAUGCCAUGGAGGGUCGGCUGGAAGGCAACGCCCCCAUCCUCAAGGCCUUCCCCACCAACGGCGAUUUUCUACCCAUCUCCAAACACAAGAAGAGGAAGGUAUCCAUGGCGACUCACUCCCCUCCGCUUUUGUUAGCAGGCGGACCGGAGAUCGAGGUUCUCCUGAACGGAGAUGAGGACGAGGAAGUGGCGGAGGAGGCAAACCGGGAAAUAGAUCGCGCCAUGCAAGAAAUGGAGCAUGGGAGGGACAUGUUGGACGGCGAAAAACAGGUGAUGGAGAGGGAGAAGCAGGUGGUCGAGAGAGAGCGGCAGGUGCUGCAGAGGGAAAGAGCGUCGCUGGACAGGGAUGUCGCCGCUCUGGACCGAGACAGAGCCUCGCUGGAGAGGGAGAGGGCGACGAUGGAGAGGGAGAAGACGGUGAUGGAGAGGGAGAGGGCGCUGGUGGAGAAGGACAGAGAUGUCGUGAGCAGGGACCGGCUGGCUCUGGAGCGAGAGAAAGCCCAGCCGGACAGACUUGCCACGACCAGUGAACGGACUGAGGAGGUCACGGAGGACGGCGGCGGUGAAAAAGACUCGGUCGUCACGGACAGGAAGGAGCAGUUCCUCAACUUGUUUGAGAAACUCAUUGAAAACUUUUGAUUUCCUGGGGUUUGUUGGGCACGCGACGUCACCCGAAGGAACUUAUUUUGUCAUUUGUCCACCUUGGCUGCAUCGAUCCAAAAUGCACAGAUUACAAGGCGUCAAUGAAAACUUUGAGCCACUCCGAGUUUGGAGAGGUCUUAACAAUUUUAUUCACUUGUGGUUAUUCCAUACAAGAGCACACAAUAGCAAGAUAUUAUCAUUAUUCUUAAAGCCAUCCACAAUCAAAAUCAACAGCACCCCCCACCCCGCUCCUAAAUCAAACAAGUCUUUUUUUGAUGGACUCUAGACAUCAGAGUCUUUGGUUUCGGCUACUGUGCACGGUUAAAACAUCACUUUUUGAAAUGUAGUAUACCAAAUAUUGCAGUUCAUGUAAAAAAAAUAUUUUUUUCAGAAUAUUUAUUUUUAUAUUACAGUGCAGACUUUACAACAAAUUACUGUGUUUAAAUGCUUCUUUUAUUGCAUUAGAUAAUCAAUUUAUCGUCCAUUGAGCUCCAGCUUCCAUGAGUUUAUGCUUGUAUACAUUUCCAAAAGUGUUACGAUUUAUCAUUAAUAUUAAUAUCUUUUAUUUUGUACAUUGAAACAAUAUUACUGGUUGUAUUUAAAAAAAAAUUGCCAGACAUGAACAGACACCAAACAGACACAUACAUGGCAUUUGAGGAUUUAUAUAAUAAACUGAUUUCUCCGAAUGCCA
Messenger RNA from Pseudoliparis swirei, 1720 nucleotides. RefSeq lists its product as uncharacterized. The transcript has 4 exons. NCBI's taxonomy places the organism in Eukaryota, Metazoa, Chordata, Actinopteri, Perciformes, Liparidae. The coding region runs from base 64 to 1026 and encodes 320 amino acids. The record is from RefSeq and is a predicted model, not a curated record.